This is a messenger RNA of Racocetra persica, 1109 nucleotides long. Lineage: Eukaryota; Fungi; Glomeromycota; Glomeromycetes; Diversisporales; Gigasporaceae. The record is from the annotation of a GenBank genome assembly.
AAGCUGGAUUUUCUCCUGCUGUUAUAGACUAUAUAUGUUUAUUUUAUGCCAGGAAAGAAUUGACUGUUAGGUAUGGUAUCUUUAUGGCUCUGUGCACCAUCGCUGGUGCAUUUACUGGUCUUCUUGCAUAUGGAAUAGUUCAAAUACGAGGAGCCUCAUUAAAAAGUUUUCAAAUGAUAUUUUUAAUUGAGGGUAUUCCAACUAUUAUUCUUGCUGUAGUUGUCGCUGCAUUCUUCACUAAAGGUCCUGCCAAUACUCGUUUUCUCACUCCUAAAGAACGUCUUUACACCAUUAAUCGUCUUAAACCAGAAGGUGGUGUUGACGAGGAAGAUCGUAGUUUUGUUAAAUCUCAAGCUAUAAGCGCGUUUCUUGAUCUCAGAGUUUACGCUUAUAUAUUAGCUACAACUUUGGGAGCAAUUCCAUUUAAUGCCCUUAAUUAUUUCCUUCCAACUUUAGUGGGCCAACUUGGUUUUAAUCCUGUGGACACUCAAUUAAUGAGCGUACCACCAUUUGUAAUAGCAACUGUUGUAAUGCUGAUAUUUUCUUGGUUAGCCGAUAAAUACCAAGUCAGAGCUGUACCUAUUAUGGUUGCUGAUAUCAUUGGCAUCGCAGGAUGUGCAGGAAUGGUAGCAACAUCUGCUAUUGAUCCAAGUUUAUACAAAUUACGUUAUUUUUUCACAACACUUGUGGCAUGUGGUGUAUAUACACAACAAACGAUAGUUUACAGUUGGCUUACUUGCAAUAUUGUUGGUCAAUAUAAACGCAACGUAACGAUUGCAGCAGCUCUUACCAUCGGUAAUGUUGGGGGCGUGAUUGGAAUUCUACUCUUCCAACGAACCAUGGCUCCUGCAUUUAAUGACGGGCUGACAGUGUCCUUGAGUGCGUUGAUUGCUCAAUUUGUUUUAGCUCUUGGGAUGAAAUUUCAUUUGGAAUAUGAGAAUAAAAGACGUGAUUUGGCCAUAUUAUCCAAUAAUAAGGUUCAAUUAAGUGAAAAUGAAAUAAAAGAUACUAAGUUAAUUAGAGAAAAGGCUGCAAAAUUAGUGGAUCAUGAACCAAAAUUCGACGAUAUUUUGUGCGAUUCACAUCCUAAUUGGAGGUAUAUUGGCUAG